This is a messenger RNA of Rubroshorea leprosula, 1413 nucleotides long. Lineage: Eukaryota; Viridiplantae; Streptophyta; Magnoliopsida; Malvales; Dipterocarpaceae. The record is from the annotation of a GenBank genome assembly.
AAACCUUGGUUAAAAACCACCUUGUCUUCAACAUUCUCCACUCCCUUGCUUUUCUCCCUCUGUUGGGUCCCUCCACUCUUCAAAUAUCCCGCAAACCCACUCUUCCCCUCAUUAUUAAAUCUUCUUUAACCGGCAAACUUCCCUCAUUUCUCUUCUUCACCCAUCUUUCCCUCCAUCAUUAACCAUGGCCGGACCUCUUCAUGACGCCGAGUCCUGCCUCCCGGCGCAGUUUCUCAACGAGGAUGGUGUGCUUUUUGGUAAAGAGACACUCAACGGUAAGGGACUGACAGCUUUGGACACUGAGUUGCUGCCACCGAGCCACGGUUUCCCUAAUGAGUUCCCAUACGAGUUUGACUCGCUCGAUUCCUCUGCCCUCAGUUCCCCGGUUGUGUCUGUUGGGUCCACGGAGACGGACAGCAGUGACGAGGAUGAGUUCUUUUUGGGUUUGAGUCGUCGACUCUCUCGCUCCUCGAGUCAGAAACUCGCUGUGCCGAGUUUCAACCAGGACAAGACCGAGAAAAGCGGAGUCAUGGCGAGUUCGCCACAGUCGACGCUGAGUGGAAUAGGAAGUUGGUCUGUUUCGAGCAAUGGGAGCCCGAAUGGUCCCUCCCAGGCUCCAUCUCCCCCGACCACGCCGUUUGGUGCCCAGAACGACGCUUGGGAUCUGAUAUACGAAGCUGCCGGGCAAGUCGCAAGAUUGAAGAUGAGCGGGGAAGCACCCAAAUGCAACCACAAUGGUCACUAUGGCAGAGCCCUUCCGCGGACCCAGAAUCAGAGUCUCACGAAGAACCCAAUCUCUGGGUUGUAUUCUAACCCGAGCCUUGCUCAUAGUCCUUCUCAAACGAAUCAGGAAAGCAGGGUACUCUGUUUUCCCCUGUUCCGAUCUGUUUUUGAUGCAAUGAUGGCUAGAAGAAAUGCUGCUCUCUUGUCACAGCAGAAGAAGCUAAGUUACAGACAGGAGGCGUUGCUAAACCAAGAAUUACGUCUACCUCAGGACUGGACUUAUUGAUGGUGUUGGUUUUUUUGUUGGGGAAAUUUAAUUAUAUUAAUUACAAAAUGUAGUAGUAGAUGAGAUAUUGUCUGGUAUUUUUCUAGUUUGGUUAUAAAGGGAAAUGGAUUCAAGAAUGUGUGUAGAUUAGGUAGGAGAAAUAAGUAUGGUAUCAAUAAAUUUUUUUUUUUUUUCAGCUUUUGGGUACUUAGUUAUAUAAGAAGAAACAUAAUAGGAAGGAUUAGUAGAGUGGGUAGGGAUUGAAAGGGUGUUUAAUUUUUUUGUGAUGUAAUAAUUGGGAAAUGGGUGGGGUUUUGUUCUUGAAAUUUUGAGGGUUUUGGGCUGUGCAGUAGUGGGAAAAUCUCCCUCAGCUUGUAAUAUCCCAUCCCCAUUGAUUAAUAUUUAUAUAAAAAAAAAUUUCUAUU